Molecule: messenger RNA, 2309 nt
Organism: Amyelois transitella
Lineage: Eukaryota; Metazoa; Arthropoda; Insecta; Lepidoptera; Pyralidae
Gene: Cht5
Product: endochitinase
Exons: 11
Coding region: 47-1735 (562 amino acids)
Biological process (GO): chitin catabolic process; carbohydrate metabolic process
Cellular component (GO): extracellular region
Molecular function (GO): chitinase activity; chitin binding
Source: RefSeq, a predicted model, not a curated record
GACACAAUCGCACGGAACGCACCACGCACGCGUACAUAUAUCCACCAUGCGAGCCAUACUUGCGACGUUGGCCGUCCUGCUCACCGCCACCGCCGUUCAAUCGGACAGCAGAGCGCGCAUAGUAUGUUACUUCAGCAACUGGGCGGUGUACCGGCCCGGCGUGGGUCGGUAUGGAAUCGAGGAUAUACCGGUGGACCUGUGCACUCAUAUCAUUUACUCUUUUAUCGGCGUCACUGAAAAGGGCAACGAAGUACUUGUCAUUGAUCCUGAGCUGGACGUGGACAAAAACGGUUUCCGCAACUUUACCUCUCUGCGGUCUUCGCACCCUAGCGUCAAGUUCAUGGUAGCCGUGGGAGGCUGGGCGGAAGGAGGUUCCAAGUAUUCCCACAUGGUGGCGCAGAAGAGCUCAAGAAUGGCCUUCGUUAGGAGCGUUGUUGACUUCCUAAAAAAGUACGAUUUCGACGGAUUGGACCUGGAUUGGGAGUACCCUGGGGCCGCUGAUCGUGGUGGUUCCUUCUCCGAUAAGGACCGGUUUCUUUUCCUCGUCCAGGAGUUGAAGAGGGCCUUCAUCAGGGCAGGCAAGGGAUGGGAACUGACAGCGGCUGUGCCACUCGCAAACUUCCGGCUGAUGGAGGGAUAUCACGUUCCUGAUCUUUGCCAGGAAUUGGACGCUAUUCAUGUGAUGUCAUACGAUUUGCGAGGCAACUGGGCUGGAUUCGCUGAUGUGCACUCACCUUUAUAUAAACGCCCUCAUGACCAGUGGGCUUAUGAAAAACUCAACGUGAAUGACGGACUUAAUCUUUGGGAAGAAAAAGGUUGUCCAUCAAACAAGCUGGUAGUGGGUAUUCCAUUCUACGGUAGAUCCUUCACCCUGUCUGCUGGGAACAACAAUUAUAACCUUGGAACUUACAUCAACAAAGAGGCAGGUGGAGGUGAUCCUGCUCCUUACACGAAUGCCACUGGAUUCUGGGCUUAUUAUGAGAUUUGUACAGAAGUAGACAAAGAGGGGUCUGGCUGGACCAAGAAAUGGGAUGACCACGGCAAAUGUCCCUACGCUUACAAAGGCACUCAAUGGGUUGGCUACGAAGAUCCGAAGAGUGUUGAAAUCAAGAUGGACUGGAUCAAAGAGAAGGGUUACUUGGGGGCAAUGACUUGGGCUAUCGACAUGGACGAUUUCCAGGGUCUUUGCGGUGAAAAGAACCCAUUAAUGAAACUGCUUCAUAAACACAUGAGCUCGUAUUCUGUUCCUCCCCCUAGAUCGGGAAAUACUACUCCUACUCCUGAAUGGGCCCGUCCUCCGUCUACGCCGUCAGACCCAUCAGAAGGCGAGCCUAUACCCACUACUACUACAAUAAGGCCGACCACAGCUGCUGCGACUACAACCACUAAAGCCCCAACUACUACUAGAGCGCCAACUACAACUAAAGCUACAACAACUACUACACAGAGUUUCGAGUCAGUGGAUAGUGGUUCUGACGAAAAUGACAUAGAAGUGAAGCCAUCGAAAAAACCCGAACAAGUGGAACAACCUCCAGCGGAAAAUGAGGUCGAACACGAGGACGUAUGUAAAAGCGACGCCGAUUACAUUCCUGAUAAGAAACGAUGCGAUAUGUACUGGCGGUGUGUCAACGGAGAAGGUGUCCAGUUCACGUGCCAACCAGGAACCGUGUUCAAUGUAAAACUCAACGUGUGCGAUUGGCCUGAGAACGCUAAACGCCUUGACUGUGAACUAUAAAAUCGCAAGACUUUAAUCGCAAGUGAAUAGGAGUUUUAUUGUCAAAGUUGUUCGCGCUACGUAUUGAUUUACACACUGCCUUUUUUCUCUGUUAGGUUUAAGUAUUCUCAAAAUUGGAUAUUUGUAAUUUAAAAAUGUUAAACUAAUAUUGUCGUGUUGUGUUGCAGCAAACAUAAUACGCCAAUGUUACUCUUAUAAUGAUGAAUGAUUUUAUUUCAUUAUUUUUAUUGUAAAUAUUAUUUACUAACUGACAAUUAGUGUAUCGAAUUUAUAAUUAUAAGUACUUAAAGAUACUCAUGUUAUUAUUUUACCGCCUGUAAUGUUUCUCUAAAUUUAAUAAUUGGUUAUGAACAAGACUGUAACUUAAGAAUUUAAUUACUGGUUUAAGUAAUUUGCUUACUUAUUUUAAUUAGUAACAGUCGGCCAGAGUUCUGUUUGCGAAAUUAUCAAGUUUUCAUAUAAUUUGUUCUCGAGCAAAUUAUGAGCAUUUUUCGAAAUUAAAAUAAUUAUAUAGAUAUAUUCCGCUAAGUCUUCUAAGUGUAAGUUAAAAUAUAGAUUUAUUUAUUUAUUUAAA